AUGAGUCGAUUAUAUGACAAUUAUGAACCAACAGUGAUUGAUAAACAGUUACUAAAUGAUGCUGUAUUUUCAUUAUUGCAAAAAGGAACUGUGAGCGAACUUGCUAAACAAGAUGGAAUCCAUUUUGAAAAUGUUACACACCUGAGAUUGGAUUAUAAAAACAUUUUAAAAAUCGAUAACUUGUGGGCAUUUAAGUUACUUGUUAAGUUGCAGCUUGAUAAUAACAUCAUAGAACGAAUUGAAGGUAUCGGUCAUUUAACUCACCUACGUUGGCUUGAUUUAUCAUUUAAUAAUAUUGAAAAAAUUGACGGCUUACAAAAUCUGGUAAAUUUAGAAGAUUUAACAUUGUACAAUAACCGAAUUACCACAUUAGAAAAUAUGGAAAAUUUGAAAAAAUUACAAGUGUUUUCAAUUGGUAACAACUAUAUUACUGAAUUGUCUAAUAUAAAAUAUUUACGUCAGUUUCGCCAUUUACAAUCAGUAUGUUUACAUGGUAAUCCAAUUAGUAAAAACGAUGACUACAAGUUGUAUAUUCAUGCUAUGCUACCCAAUCUAUUUUAUUUAGAUUAUCAAAGAACCGACGAUAAAAUUAAAUCUACAGGUUAUGAAAAAUAUCAACUAGAAAUUGAUGAGAUUAUAAGUGAAGAAGAGACUCAAUUGAAAUUGAAUAAAGAACUUGCUGAAAAUCAAGCUAAAAUAGAACUAUAUAAACAAGCAUUUAUUGAUGGCAUAGUUGAUGAAAAUAUUUUUCAAAAAUUAUUCACUGAUGAUCCUGAUGGCAGAGAAUUAUUGGUAGUUCCUGAAUUGUACAACAAAAAAUUUACACAUCAAUGUAAAUUAGUAUUUGAACUUGGUAUAAAAGAACAUGAUAAACGUAAUAAAGAAAUAGAAUCAUUUCGAAAUUGUAUUGAACAAGCGAAAAUGGUAAAUGCUGAAUUAAGUAAAAAGAAAAUAAAUGAAUUUAAAUUAUAUCAGGAUAAGAUAUUUAGAGAACUUUUAGAGAAUACUGAUUUGAUUAAAGUCGAAGAUGAUAUUUUAGAUUAUAAUGAGAAGGUGCAACAAUUAUGGAAUGAAUUAAUGAGAAAUGAAUCAAUUUUAGUUGAACAAAUUGAUGAAUUAAUUAAUGAAUUUGAAUUAAACUUAAAUGAUAUGAUUAGUACAUUUCUUGAAAAUGUUGAAGAACAUUUCACGGAAUGUCGCGAAUUACAAACUCAGUAUCAUGAAAGGUUGACAGAUCUAUGCCCAGGUAUUUUAGAACGAUUUAUGCGUAGUGACUUCCAAAGCGAACCAUCAGAUGCUCUUUUAGCCAUUUUUAUUGAUAAAGAAAGUGUAACGAAUGCAUUAACAGCCAGUAACGAUGCUCAUUUACUUAAAAUUGAUGAAUUCGCGGAUGAAAUUAAUGAAAAAGCGAAAAAAUGGAUUAAGGAAACAAUUACUUCCAUAUAUUCCGGUGAAAAAUAUGAUCGAAACAGAGCAAGAGUAAUGGAAAUAAAUCAUUUUAUAGAUGCAUUAAGAAAUGACGUUGAAAAUUUAGAUAUACCUGCAUUAGGUGAAUCUUGA
This is a messenger RNA of Schistosoma guineensis, 1560 nucleotides long. NCBI's taxonomy places the organism in Eukaryota, Metazoa, Platyhelminthes, Trematoda, Strigeidida, Schistosomatidae. The record is from the annotation of a GenBank genome assembly.